Notothenia coriiceps (black rockcod) is the source of this 2370-nucleotide messenger RNA. Its product is annotated as metalloproteinase inhibitor 2-like. Lineage: Eukaryota; Metazoa; Chordata; Actinopteri; Perciformes; Nototheniidae. Gene Ontology annotation, biological process: response to hormone; negative regulation of membrane protein ectodomain proteolysis; negative regulation of endopeptidase activity. The annotation marks the transcript as partial. Gene Ontology annotation, cellular component: extracellular matrix. Gene Ontology annotation, molecular function: metalloendopeptidase inhibitor activity; protease binding. The record is from RefSeq and is a predicted model, not a curated record. The transcript is spliced from 4 exons.
AAUUGAUCCAAAGAACGUCUUGUUCUCAUAUCUGGUUGAUUACAGCAGCGUUCUGCUUCCUUUGUUUUAUUGGUACCAUGUUACGACUUGUAAUCUGACGCUGCGUUCCUCUGUUUCUUCAACAGUGAUUCGAGCGAAGGUGGUGGGAGAGAGCGAGUUGGAUACCGGGAAUGAUAUCUAUGGGAACCCAAUCAAGAGGAUCCAGUAUGAGGUCAAACAGAUCAAGAUGUUCAAGGGUCCUACCCAGGACAUCGAUGCCAUCUUCACUGCUCCUAUGUCUGCUGUCUGUGGCGUCACCCUGGAUGUCGCCGGCAAGAAGGAGUACCUGAUCUCAGGCAAGUCCGAGGCCAACGGGCGCAUGCAUGUGACCCUGUGUGAUUACAUCAUGCCCUGGGACUCCUUGAGCAGCACCCAGAAGAAGGGCCUGACCCAGCGCUACCAGAUGGGCUGUGAAUGCAAGAUUGUGCGCUGUCCUUCUCUGCCCUGCGAGAUCUCGGCUCCUGAAGAGUGUCUGUGGACGGACAUGAUGAUCGAGAAGCAGGUGCACGGACGCCAGGCCAACCACUACGCCUGCGUGAAGCGGGCGGACGGCUCCUGCUCCUGGUACCGCGGCAUUGCGUCGCCCAAGAAGGAGUUCCUGGACGCCGACGACCCUUAGUCACGAGGCAGGCCUGACUGCCCACUGUCUGGAAAAUAAAUGUAAACGAUUCCAUUGAUAUUCAAGAUAACAACAUCAUAUUUUUGAUUAAAAAAGGCAAAGCUAACGUGUCUAAUAUUACCUGCCGGUCUGAAAACAACCUUCAGCCUCUCUCUGUAUUUGUUGUCCGUUAGCAUUCCAGUCAGAGAAAGCGACCUCGGCAUUGCUCAUUUUGAACUGAAGAGGUUUCGGAGGUUCUUCUCAGACACAGCACUUCUUUAAUAACAAAUAAAAUGGCAUCAUGAGACAUAGACUGGUCAAGUGAUGAUGUAACUUCCUCCUGAGGCUGGCGUCAGGAGGACAUAAAUUCUCGGUGAGACAGAGCACUUCCUGCCCCGCAAAGCGCUUUAACAGCUCUCCACCAAUCAGACGAUCAUUUGUUUCCCAUCGUGUUUCUACUUUUAUUACCUCAUUCUCCAUUUUUAUUCCAAAGCCAAAUUCCAAGUUGCCUUUUUUUUUAAAUGAUUGUCUCGCUCUCUCACUAUUAGUUUCUCUCUCGUCUUCUCUGCUGGUACACCCACGACACGGUUUUCUUUUAAAAGAACAUCUAGCAUGGCUUUUCUGGUUUCAUUAGGUGAAACAUCUUUUCUUGUGGUGAUUUUAAGUCUGCGAUCUUCACAGGCCUCACUGGACCAGUCUAUGCGGUGCAAAGAUCAGCUCUCUAAAUUAAAAAAAACCUGCUUCCCGCCCAGCAGUCCAAUCAAAAAUAUCCUACAUUUCACAUCUUCAUUCCUCUUCAUUCUUACCCCCAUUUUGUAGCCGUACAGUACUCAUGCAUAUACUAGUUGUAUUGUUACUUGAUGAUUAUUAUUUACUGCAUUAGAACUAGAUUUGCACUUUUUUGAGGUUCAAGUACAAGAGCCUAAACACUCUGAUGUGACAUUUAUCAUAGUUCGCCCCGACCGACAGAUCCACCUCAGGUGCAGAUAUCUCCUAUUUUGAGUGCUUUUGGUGAUCUACAUUCACUUAUUCUUCCUAUGUUUGUCAUCAGAUCAAAUUGAAGAAAAACUAAAAAAGUGGCGCCUGAGAGGUUGGGAUAAAAGGGAUCUUUUUGCAGGUUUAAUGUGUGAAAGAGAAACAAAAAGAGCUUUGUUGGAUGUUAUUUCAGUGUCUUUGUACUAUCUGUUGAUUGUAAAUGCCAACAGCAGUUUCAUGAUUUGCCAAUAUAUUCUCGCAGAUGGUUUAUUUCAUGAGUAAUAAGGUAUUAACAUGCUUACUGUUAGCUUUCCUGCUCUUUCCAGUAAUUAAUGAAAGCUUUACCGCUGUCAUAGAAAGCAAGUUAUCAAUCCAAGUUUACAGUGCUGUUUUAUACACCUUAAGCUAUCAAAAAAAACUAUCUAUGGAGUAUUAGAGGCAUAAUUUAAAAGUAAACUCUUUCCAUUUGCAUUACUUUGUAUUUUUUCAGUGUUAUUAUUAUACCUGUCAUGAUUUUUGUGUGUUUUCGCUGUCUUUUGUCUAUGAUGUCUUUAGCUGUAAUGUCGAGGUGAGAAGGUCCUCUUGCGCUGGAGUAACGUGAGAGUGAGAGAGAUUAACCGUUUUUGGAGAGGUGUAGAGAAAUGAGAAAUGGGUACCUUGUGUUAAUAGAGGACUGUGCAUGUGUUUGAUGCUUUGUGUAAGUCCAGGCGAAGGACAAAAUAUUCAGUAUUAUCAAAUAAAAAUCAUGUUUGAAAGAA